Molecule: messenger RNA, 2157 nt
Organism: Nothobranchius furzeri (turquoise killifish)
Lineage: Eukaryota; Metazoa; Chordata; Actinopteri; Cyprinodontiformes; Nothobranchiidae
Gene: ephx4
Product: epoxide hydrolase 4
Molecular function (GO): hydrolase activity
Source: RefSeq, a predicted model, not a curated record
GCUGACCGAGCACGCAGGCGGCGUUGCCAUAACAGCAGCGCGAAGCCGAGCUGCUUUGCAGUGAUUUUCGGGGCUUUCAGCCUGAAGACAGAACCGGUCCUCCGCAGGACCGACAUUUCCACCGCCCUGCGGGCAACGCCACCGUCUCCUGCCGAACAAUAUCUGCUGUCACACGCAAGCGUGAAAUCUGACGUGAUGCUCGUGCCACCGUCCCAUUCAGUGGUUUGUUGGGAUCCUCCCUUUAGACACGCGCGCACGUGAGCUGGUAGCGACACAAACAGCAGCCUUCAAACGGACGUGGCCGGCCGCCGAUCAGGGGGACAUCGACAGCGACCUGGACUGAUUUCCGGCGGCAAUGCGAAGAUGGCGAGAGUGCUCCACAACUUGCUGUUAUUUGUGACGAGACUCGCGCUGCGGAUCAGACUCGUGGGCUACUGGUCGCUGGUGUACGGGUAUUGUGCUCUGUGCGCCGCCGUGGCCCUGCUGAAACUUUGGUGGAGCGUCGUGUUGAGGCCGACGGCCACCUUCCAGUGGGUGGUGCGUGAAACUCCCCCGGCUUGUCUGAACGACACGUCCUUGGGAACCCACUGCUAUGUUCGAAUCAAGGAGUCUGGCCUCCGGUUUCACUAUGUUGCAGCUGGAGAAAGAGGGAAGCCACUCAUGCUGUUUUUGCAUGGAUUCCCCGAAUUCUGGUUCUCCUGGCGCUACCAGCUGCGUGAGUUUAAGAGUGAGUUCCGUGUGGUGGCCGUGGACAUGAGAGGCUACGGUGAGUCCGACCUGCCCCUCUCCACUGAGAACUACAGCUUUGACUACCUGGUCACCGACGUGAAAGACAUCGUGGAGUAUUUAGGGUACAACAGAUGCUGCCUGGUAGGCCACGAUUGGGGCGGGACUAUCGCGUGGCUGUUCGCCAUUCAUUACCCUGAGAUGGUGACAAAACUCAUCGUCCUGAACUGUCCCCAUCCUUCGGUGUUCACAGAUUAUGCUCUGCGUCACCCGAGCCAGCUGCUGAAAUCCAGUCAUUUCUUUUUCUUCCAGCUGCCCCGCUUCCCGGAGCUCAUGCUCUCCAUCAAUGAUUUCAAGGCUCUGAAGGCUUUAUUCACCAGCCGCAACACCGGGAUUGGGAGGAAGGGUCGGUGGCUUACUGCAGAAGACCUGGAGGCCUAUCUGUACGCACUCUCGCAGCCGGGAGCUUUAACAGGAGCCCUCAACUACUACAGGAAUGUUUUCAGCUCGCUGCCCUUGAACCACAAAUACGUCCGGUCUCCGGUGCUGCUACUGUGGGGAGAACGGGAUGCGUUCCUGGAGCAAGAGAUGGCGGAAGCCUGCCGCCUCUACAUCAGAAAUCACUUCCGUCUCAACAUCAUCUCUGGGGCCAGUCACUGGCUGCAGCAGGACCAGCCUGAUAUUGUGAACACCCUCAUGUGGACCUUUCUAAAGGAGGGAGAGGGUCGCAAAAGCUACAGGAACUAAACCAACAGUGGAGCCCCACACCCCCCCCCCACCCCACACCCCCUGACUUCUCACUCCUUAAAGCCUUUAAUAUGCCUGUGACACCAAGCAACGUAGUGAUGACGAUGCAAUCAUUCUUUAAAACUUUUCACAGUUUAAAUAUUUUUAAUGAAGUCAGCAGUGAAAAGAAAAAAAAAACCAAAGCACACCUCACCACAGAGGACGCUAGAGAGGACACGAGAAACAUGUUCAAGGUGUUUUUUUGCACAUGACAGUGGCAUCCGCCUUAAAGUUUGUCGGUUACAGCGUUACAAAUGUGUGGCAGAAGUUUUUUGUGACUUGUGUGGUGCCUUUUAACUUUUUAGCAGUGUAAAGAUGUCAUGUUAUUGGGAUGUUGUGUUGUCAGCUUUGCGUGUGUUUCACCGGGUCGCUCGCCUCUAUCUUGGGCACAGAUCUAUGGGAGUCAGAUCUCCCUAGCUCCCUUUAUCAGGUAGUGUUUGUCAAAAGGACUUUUUGUUUUUUAUAUUUUUUUCCUCAAAGACACUUGCUCAAACAUAGAGAAUGUCAUCUUGAUCUUCCUGUCUAGAAACGCCGUUAACUAUUGUACUUUUUUGUAACUCUUCCACACCACACGUUGAAAUCCACUGAGCCAGGUCUACACUCUUUGAUUUUAUAAAUAAACCGAAUACGUGUCGAUCUAUCAGA